AUGGGAUUGCCAAAUACUUUUGAGGACGCACACUUAUUGUUUUUUUCCCUGCCCGCAAUUCUUGAAAUCAAGAAAAUUUGUGACAUCAAUAUGGUGCUAUUUUAUGUUUUUGUUGGUUUUCUGAUUUGUGGGGUCAUCAGCUGGGCCUUAUCAUCCGGUGGGCCCGCAUGGAAAAAUGGGCGCUACAAAAUGGGCCGCAUUCCCAUACCCGGGCCCAACGGGCUUCCCAUUUUCGGCAGCUUAUUCAGCUUGAGCCGCGGCUUGGCUCAUCGCAAGCUAGCAUGCAUGGCCUCGAGCCACGCCGCUAAGCGGCUCAUGGCUUUCAGCUUGGGCUCGACUCCCGUCGUAGUAACCGCUGACACGUGCAUCGCACGUGAGAUCUUGACCAGCCCGCACUUUGCCAACCGCCCGAUCAAGGAGUCGGCUAGGCAGCUCAUGUUCAGCCGAGCCAUCGGCUUCGCCCCCGAUGGGACCCACUGGCGGAUGCUGAGGAACAUCGCCUCUACUCACCUCUUUGCGCCGAAGCGCAUAUUAGCCCAUGGGGGGGCUCGUGGACUAGAGUGUUCAGUGAUGUUGAGUGCUGUAGCAAACGAGCAGACCCUCAAGGGGUACGUCCAACUCAGGAAGCACUUGCAAGCCAUGUCCCUGAACACGAUAAUGGAGAUCGUGUUCGGGAAAAGGUACAACAUUACGGAGCACGACGAUGAAGCCCUAGAGCUAAAUGAGCUAGUGGGACAAGGAUUUGAGCUUUUGGGAUCUUUCAAUUGGUCCGAUCAUCUCCCGUGGCUCAAAUAUUUCUACGACCCGUUUCGUGUUCAAAAACGGUGCGCGAUUUUGGUGCCCCGAGUCAAGAAACUCGUCAAGAAAAUUAUUGAGGAACAUCGCGAUAGAGAUGACAGUACUGAUAAGUCACGUGACGAUUAUGACUUCGUCGACCUCUUGCUCUCUCUGUAUGGCCAAGAGAAACUUGACGAAGAUGAUAUGGUGGCUGUCUUGUGGGAAAUGAUAUUCCGAGGCACCGACACAACAUCCCUUCUAAUAGAAUGGAUUAUGGCAGAAUUAAUCCUAAACCCUAAAAUCCAAGCAAAUCUCCACAACGAACUCCAAACCCUAGUGCCAAACGACGCCUUCUUCACGGAUUACGACAUUGCCAGGUCACCCUACCUGGAGGCGGUGGUAAAGGAGGCGCUCCGGCACCACCCGCCGGGGCCCCUCCUAUCGUGGGCCCGCCUCUCGACGGCCGACGUGUGCCUCAACAAUGGCAUGGUGAUACCGGCCGACACGACUGCGAUGGUGAACAUGUGGGCCAUAACCCAUGAUCCGAUGAUCUGGAGCGACCCCUUCGAGUUUAGGCCGGAGAGGUUUCUUCCGUCGGCCGGUGGCACCGUCAUCGACGUGAGGGGUGGUGAUCUGAGGCUGGCGCCGUUUGGGGCAGGCCGUCGGGUCUGCCCCGGCCGGAAAUUAGGGUUGGCCAGCGUGUGUUUGUGUGUGGCUGAGUUGGUGAAGAAGUUUGAAUGGGUUGAGGACAAGUGUAGGCCGGUUGAUUUGGGUGAGGAGUUGAAGCUUUCUUGUGAGAUGAAGAAGCCUCUCUCGGCUAUUGCCAUUCCAAGGGUUAAUUGAUGAUUUAUUUGGUGUCUUGGGUUUCUUUCUAUGUAUAAUUAAGUAAUAUAUAG
This is a messenger RNA of Salvia miltiorrhiza (redroot sage), 1673 nucleotides long. RefSeq names its product cytochrome P450 78A7-like. The coding region runs from base 1 to 1620 and encodes 539 amino acids. The record is from RefSeq and is a predicted model, not a curated record. Lineage: Eukaryota; Viridiplantae; Streptophyta; Magnoliopsida; Lamiales; Lamiaceae. Gene Ontology annotation, molecular function: iron ion binding; monooxygenase activity; heme binding. The transcript has 2 exons.